AGAAACAGACAUUCAGAUGACCUCUCUCAUGUUGACCCCUCAGCUGACGCAGCAAGAGUCUCUGGUCGCGCUAUUCGACAACCGCACGUGGUGCCGCCAGGGCGUGGCAGAGGAAUUCGACUACAUCAGCCACAACCACGCUUGGAAGCACCCACAGGUCAACGUCUUCAUCACACUCAUCCUCUUCAUCAUCAUGAAGUUCUGGAUGUCCGCUGUGGCCACCACCAUGCCUGUCCCAUGUGGAGCCUUCAUGCCAGUUUUUCUUAUUGGUGCAGCAUUUGGCAGACUUGUCGGAGAGAUCAUGGCAGCCAUGUUUCCUGAUGGCAUACAUGCAGUCGGCAACGUGUAUCCCAUAGUCCCCGGCGGUUAUGCUGUCGUUGGUGCUGCAGCGUUGUCUGGAGCAGUCACCCACACUGUAUCCACAGCAGUCAUAGUGUUUGAGCUGACUGGUCAGAUCUCCCACAUCCUGCCUGUGAUGAUCGCUGUGAUCCUGGCCAACGCCGUGGCCCAGGCGCUCCAACCAUCACUGUACGACUCCAUCAUCCGCAUCAAGAAACUCCCUUAUCUGCCUGAACUGGGCAUGGGACAUCACGAGAAGUAUAAUAUCCGUGUGGAGGACAUCAUGGUCAGGGAUGUGCGCUUUAUCACUCUUAACUCUUGCUAUCGGGACCUGCAGGAGAUGCUGCUGACUGGUCAUCUCAAAACACUGGCCCUGGUGGAGUCCAGCGACUCCAUGAUCCUGCUGGGCUCCAUAGAGCGCCUGCAGCUCCAGUCGCUGCUCGCUCUUCAGCUGGGCCACCAGCGGAGACUGGAGUACCUCCGCCAGCUGGCCCAAGACAACGGCACCCACAAUCACCUGCCCAGCCUGACCACCGACAGCACGCCCAGCUCCCCCUCCUCCCACACCAACACCAACGCCUCGUCCAACACCAGCGCUCGCCAAGCGGUCCGCUUCCUGGUGAGCACCCAACAGAUCUCCACAGAGGAGUCUUCCUCCUUCAGCCCAGUGGUUUCCAAUGUUCAACUUCCUCUGAAAUCUGCCUUGAAAACUGUGUCCGCCAUCAGCAACACAGAGACGCCAAAUAGCUCUCAGACCCUCUCCUGUGCUGACCAAGACAAAGAGCUGCUGGAGAGCCCGGCUGGGCCGGCUCCUCCUGAAAAAAGAAAGCCCAAGCCCAAACGAGUGAGGAUCUCCAUGGCGGUAAGAUUGUCUGCCGCCUAGAGACUGUUGCUUAGUAACCGUUGCCUUGCGACACACACGUAGUGAGUGCUGGACCAAAAUAUUUAUGGUGCACUAGUCAAAGCAUUGGAGUGGCUUUGCAGAGAGAGCGAGAGAAAGUGUGUGUGUGUGAGAGAGAGACGGGGCAAUUUCUUUGUUAAGUGGUAACGGUUUCAUCAUCUUUUCAACAUCAGUGUUAAACCAAAUGUUACAUCAGCUUUCUCUCUGUUAGUGCUCGUUCUGUGUGUGGUGGUGUCAUCAUGUCUUUUGGAGAAUUUGUUUUGUGUUUAAUUUGAAGGUGCUUGACUCUUUCAGUUGGUGGUGUUAUUGGUGUUGUCAGUAUAGUUUUAUGGGUGCUGGGUUCACAGUUUGACCUGUUAACCAAACUGUGCUCUCACCUUUACCUCUGAAACUCUCCAUGUAAGUCAUUGGAUUACAGCUCUGUAUUUCACACACUACACUGACACCAACAAACAGAUCCCCCCCUCAUAUUGCUCCCUGUGUAAUGUGUGUGUGCUGGUACACUCUACAGUGUACACAAUGGUGUGAAUUGUACUAUAUACAUACUAUGUAUAUAAGACUCAGUGUGUGUGUG
Epinephelus lanceolatus (giant grouper) is the source of this 1814-nucleotide messenger RNA. Lineage: Eukaryota; Metazoa; Chordata; Actinopteri; Perciformes; Serranidae. The record is from RefSeq and is a predicted model, not a curated record.